AUGAAGAAUUUUACGGAAGAAAAAGUACACGAACUCAUGAAUAAAACUCCCCAAAUUGUAACAGAAGCGAAACAUACAACCGAAGAGAUUAAAAAAAAAAUUGCUGAUGCUCUGAACAAAAUAUUGUCUGCGUUAAGAAAAGAGGCUCACCAUCUAUCGAGCAAUAUCAAUGACAUUGAAAAGCAAGUUCACAAUGUCCUCGAGCAUAUUACAAAUAUCAUGCACCAAUUGGAAAACAUAGAUUUAGAUGGUCUAAACGUCAUGAAAGAUACGGGUGAUAUAAUUUAUGAUAUGGCAAAAAACUCUAAUACUUUGUUAGGCAAUGUGUUGAAUAAUAUUAACAAUGUUGUCGGUAAUAUUGUGAGUAAUACUAGUAAUAUUAUUGAACAUACAAUUGAUAACAUUAAAAAUGUUGCUUCUGGAAUUUCCUAUGGAUAUCAUGAAAAUGCAAUAAAUAUUACAAAUGAUAAUGUUAAAAACAUACUAGAUAUUGUAUACGAUAUCAAUGAUAAUAUACAAAAUAUUAUUGACGGUAUUUUAGGAUAGAACAUUUGGUCUUAAAGUAAAUUUGACAUAUUUUUAAUAUUAAAACAUUCAAUGUAUCAUAUUUGUAUCUUAUAUUAUAAAGAGAAAUUUCAUUUUUAUUUUUGUAAUAAUUCUUUAUAUUUAUAUGUAGUUCCCAUUCGGUGUCUAAAUAACAAAGAAGCUAUCACAUCUUAA
Heterotrigona itama is the source of this 720-nucleotide messenger RNA. Lineage: Eukaryota; Metazoa; Arthropoda; Insecta; Hymenoptera; Apidae. The record is from the annotation of a GenBank genome assembly.